Molecule: messenger RNA, 507 nt
Organism: Lottia gigantea (owl limpet)
Lineage: Eukaryota; Metazoa; Mollusca; Gastropoda; Lottiidae
Exons: 2
Coding region: 1-507 (168 amino acids)
Source: RefSeq, a predicted model, not a curated record
AUGUCCAUAAGUAAUAAGAUGAGUGGAAAUGGCAGGAAAUCACAAACUAACUCAAGAGAGGAUCCGAUUCAUCCAGAAAUAACAGCAGAUGAUCUAGCUGAUCCUGACACUUUGAUAGAGAAAUUAGAAACAGUGGAGCUUACCGAGGAGGACACUGAAGAACUUCUCCAUGAAGCUUAUAAAGUCAACAAGAAGCUUAAAGAAAUUCUCAGAAGACAAGAAGAGGAGGAAACGGGAAUUCAAAUGAGAAAAAUUCGAACUGCUGGAGCAUUAUCCAAUCCUAAUAAACUUUCCAAUAAAUCUCCUCUUCCACCAAUUAACCAUGUUCCUGAUACAACACGUAAUGUUUAUACAGCUAAUCCUUCCUCCAGAUCUAAACGCUCUCCCACCAGACAAUCUACUGCUAGAGUCCAGUCAUCACAGAGUAAAAGAAGUCCAAUUAGAAGAAAAAGUUCCUCGACAACAGAUACAAAACCUGAUUGGGAUUCCAGAUUUUCCUACAGCUAG